CUCGACCUCUCUUCCCCCCUUACGUCUCCUUCCUCAAGCGACCGAUAAGUACCAGAAAUCGAACCUGUUUCAUCCUACAGAAAUCGAAGAUCGACCUCUUUUUCAGUAAUCGAACCUGUUUCAUCCUACAGAACUCGAAGAUCGACCUCUUCGAGGUUUGUUGUGGAAACCCUUUUCUGGAUGCCAUGGAAGGAUCAAAGCAGUCCGUGUUCCACUUCUGUAGACAGUUGCAUACGUUAACAAAAACCAGUCCUAGUGACACCUUCAAGAAAAAGAUUGCUGAAUUAGAGAAGGAUCGGAGGAGGAGGAACCCUAAGAGGGACCGGUUGUUUGUGGAAACUCCUGAAUCGACGUCAUGGCUUGACACCGCUAGCAUGCCGAUGUUUGCAACUGUGGCAGGGAUUGCACUUUUUGCCAAGCUUCUCAUGAUGUAUGAUGAUUCAACAUCACAAGAAAGAAUAGAGAAGAAGAUAAAGAAUGCCCCUCCUGGUCAAGGCACUGUUAGGAUGCUUUCUCGAGAAGAGUGGGAAGAAUUUCGAGAAGUGCGGCCAAGGACUCCGUUUGAGUCUAAGCUUGCUCGUCCUAAUGCACGGAUAAGAACCGGGGAGCCACUACACAUGGAGGAUGUGAAGGAUUGGUCGAUCGAUGUGCUGACUGAUGCCCUUACAAGAGCUGAAGAAUGUGUUAAACAGGGAUCAAAGUAGAGGCAGUUGAUGAUUCCAUUGCCAUUUCCAAAUUCUAUUCACUCAUCAAACCAAUUUAGGGGUGUUUUGGAAGUGCACAUUGCAAAUUUUAGAAAUAAGUUUUCUAGUGUUUUUGAUACAACCAUAUUUCUUAUAUUUUUUUAGGGGUUGUUUGUUAGUUGAUGAAUGGUUUGGUGCAGAAU
Messenger RNA from Cynara cardunculus var. scolymus (artichoke), 886 nucleotides. RefSeq lists its product as uncharacterized. Lineage: Eukaryota; Viridiplantae; Streptophyta; Magnoliopsida; Asterales; Asteraceae. Bases 186 to 704 code for a protein of 172 amino acids. The transcript is spliced from 5 exons. The record is from RefSeq and is a predicted model, not a curated record.